CAUCGUUCUAAACGUCUGGACUGAAAGCAGAUAAGUGUUGUCUUAUUACGAGAUUGUUUCACUUACACUUGACUUCUUAAUUCCGGUUUCCUUUAUUGAUCUGAAAAGCUGUAUUGUGCUACCUACAGAUGCUGUCUUUUCCCUCACUUGUUUUUGUUGAGCGCCACUGCUCACAAUCGUUCCGUAGACUUUUGAUGAAUCUAGAUCUGAUUUGUUUAUGCUCCUCAUCAUGUUCAGAGCCUGAUGGGAUAGGUUUGCGAGAGUCUGACAGUGCAAUAGAUGUUGCUGUUGUCUCCACAGCUGCUCCUAUAUCCUCUCAAGUAACAUCUAGAUCAGCUGCCAGUCCACAAGAACUAGCCAUCAGGUCGCCAGAUACAUGGAGGGUUUAUCUCGUCGGCGCCCCGUUUUGGCGAGGUGAGGUCAAGUGAGUGACCACACUAGGAUCCUAUAUGUGUGUUUUGGAGACAGCAUACAUCAGUGGUACGAGAUUCUAGGGUUAUAUCCAAGGAGGCCUGCUGGUCGAUUUCACAUAG
Molecule: messenger RNA, 533 nt
Organism: Schistosoma curassoni
Lineage: Eukaryota; Metazoa; Platyhelminthes; Trematoda; Strigeidida; Schistosomatidae
Source: the annotation of a GenBank genome assembly